CCGAUCCACUUCUCUCCGGACUCGUCUGGAUUUAUACUUUAUGUACUGCUUUAGGAUUUCAAUCUCAUUUUUUUUGUUAAGAUUGAGUUGGACUUGAUCAAAACCCUGAUUUCCAGAUUAGGAUUUUUAUAAAAACAUAUCGAUUUGAUUUGUAGUAAUGCAAACUCAGGUAGGUUUAUUUGACUUAUUGUAAUUUAAUUUAAGUCAAUAAAUUAGAUUGGAAUCAGAUCAAAAUUCUUUCUUCAGAUUGAGUUAGACUCGAAAACAACCUGUUUGUGUGUUGAUACUCUGAAUUGAGAGCCAAAUGAUGGAUUGCAGUGUUGCUUCGAGCAGAUUGACAUAGAUCUUGUACUUGUACUUGAACUUGAACUUGUUAAUUUGUUAACUUGUAGAAGCCAUACUGUCCCUGAAGGCGGUGUCCCUUUUUUUAAUAAAAUAUUUUGUUAGUAAAAGUUUAGAAGGCAGUGGAAAGUUAAGGGAAAAAAGGAUGUCAAUUAAAUUAAUUGCAUCAUUGAGUUGAACAUUUGAGAAUUGAGAUGAAUCCUGGAGAAGCUGCCAGAAUGCCUAGAGAUGUUGCCUUUUUGGAAAAACAAGACAGGUCUAGAGCUCUCUCUUACUAUUUCAAUCCUUAGGAUUGAUCAUGUUGUUGCUCAUUGUCUAUAAAUAGAGUGAUGUAGAGAGCCCUAGCACCUCAGCAAACAACAGAGUUAAGCAUUUACGUAGUUGUUCAUCACACUCACAAUUCACAGCAUUCCUUUCAAACACUUGAACCCCAGAAUGUCUCUUAUUCCUAGCUUCUUUGGCCGUAGAACCAACGUUUUCGAUCCCCUUUCCCUUGAUAUUUUUUAUCCCUUUUCCCUUGAUGGUUUCUUCUCACCUGUUUGUAAUAUGCCAUCUGCUUUUGUGAACGUGAGGAUUGAUUGGAAAGAGACUCCUGAGGCUCACGUGGAACAAGUGAAGGUGGAAGUAGAGGAAGGGAGAGUCCUCCAGAUUAGUGGAGAGAGAAACACAGAGAAUGAUGAGAAGAAUGAUAAGUGGCACCGCGUGGAGAGGAGCAGCGGAAAGUUCUUUCGUCGGUUUAGGUUGCCAGAGAAUGCUAAGAUGGAUCAGGUGAAAGCUAGCAUGGAGAAUGGUGUGCUCAUGGUGACUGUACCAAAGGGGGAAGAGAAGAAGCCUGAGGUUAAGGCCAUUAAGGUAUCGGGUCAAUGAAGCUCUUAUGUUUACUGAAUCAGAAUGAAUUCUCUUGUUAUGGCAUGGGUGAAUAAAGUUGUUUCUGAGAUUCCUGCACUGAGUUUGUGUCUGUAAAACUGAAUUAUAAGUCUGUGUUGUUCAAACAAUUAUGAGUGAUAUUUCAUAGUAUUUGAAUUUAACUUCUUAUUACACUUUGUUUUCCCCUCAAAAUUAUCUAGCCAGGUCGUUCAAUACUACUAUCUUCAUUUAUAUUGCAUCAACUGUUAGCCACAUUACCAGUUUUGUUUCUUUUUGUUACGCGUAUUUUUUUUGGGUUCAAAUGGGCCACAAGGGCAUAUAUAAAUUACAAAUUGAGAGGGAGGAUUCGAUGCUGUGACCAAAAGUGCACAGAUACUUAGUCUUUAACACUAGGUCAAAAGUACCUUUCUUAUGUGCUACUUAUAAUCCGUUUUUGCUCUCCAAUUUGCCCAAAAAAGUCGUAAAAAUGAGACUGCGUGCUGCCUGCAUAGUGAACACAGCAUAUGUAAGGUACUCCUUCGACGUCCUCUGCUAGUUUCCACAUGCCACAGCUUCUUGUUCUCAGUAUCACAUUUUCUCUGUUUUU
Molecule: messenger RNA, 1795 nt
Organism: Spinacia oleracea (spinach)
Lineage: Eukaryota; Viridiplantae; Streptophyta; Magnoliopsida; Caryophyllales; Amaranthaceae
Product: class I heat shock protein-like
Source: RefSeq, a predicted model, not a curated record